AUGGCAAUCCCACUUAGUCUCGUCGUUGCGCUAGCACUCUGCUUGGUCGGCUCACAGGCUGCACCAUUCAUACCCUCGUCAGAAAUCAGUGUAAAGGCUGCUCAAGGUCUACGCCUCAUAGAACUUGGCGAAGGCUUGCAACCAGUGUGGAAAACGGAAGAUGAGAAGGAAGAGCUUAUUCGGUCGCAGACGCGAUUCUUCGAUGUUACAGAUACAUACGAGCUCUCCCAAAAGAUAUCGAACUUCAAAGUACAAUCUGCAGAAAUUUCUUACGGCGAACUGUCUCAGCAAUCUAUCGUCACGGAUGCGAUCGCCACCAUUUCGCUAUCAAACAUGCAAACCAACCUAGGAACGUUGACGAGCUUCAAUAAUCGCUACUACAGAUCAUCGACCGGUGCCGAUGCCUCCACCUGGAUCCUCAACACCGUCCGAACCAUCGCCGCUGGAAAAUCCGGUAUCACCGCGUCGGCCUUCACCCACUCCUGGGCUCAAAGUUCCACCAUCGUCCGCUUCGCGGGCAAGAACAGCUCAGCGCCAGUGACGAUUCUCGGUGCACACAUGGACUCCGUUAACGGAGGCAGCCCAAUGAACGGACGCGCACCGGGAGCCGACGACGAUGGGUCCGGCACGGUCAAUUUGCUGGAGGCGUUCAGAGUUCUCGUCAGCAAAGGGUUCGCACCGGCAACUCCAGUGGAGUUUCACUGGUACUCGGGCGAGGAGGGUGGAUUACUCGGAUCGAACGCAAUCGCCACAAGGUACAAGGCAGAUGGCGUAAAGGUGAAAGGCGCGCUACAGCUUGACAUGACAGCCUAUACGCCCCCGGGUGUUACUCCAGUAACUGCACUGAUGACCGACUUCACUGAUCCCGCCUUGAGUGACUUCGUUGCCAACCUCGUACAGGCUUACACUACCCUCGGUGUUGUCCGAGAUAAGUGCGGUUAUGGGUGCUCAGACCACGCCUCUUGGAACAGGAAUGGUUACCCGUCUGCGUUCUCGUUCGAAGCGCGCUUCAGCCAAGACAAUCCAGCCAUCCAUAGCUCAAGCGACACGACGACGGCUACGGGCUUCUCUUGGUCGCAUACCCUUGAGUUUACGAAGCUCGCCGUCGCUUUUGCAUAUGAGAUGGCGGGGUGA
Messenger RNA from Pleurotus ostreatus (oyster mushroom), 1134 nucleotides. RefSeq lists its product as uncharacterized. The transcript is spliced from 6 exons. Gene Ontology annotation, molecular function: metalloexopeptidase activity. The coding region runs from base 1 to 1134 and encodes 377 amino acids. Gene Ontology annotation, biological process: proteolysis. The record is from RefSeq and is a predicted model, not a curated record. Lineage: Eukaryota; Fungi; Basidiomycota; Agaricomycetes; Agaricales; Pleurotaceae.